This is a messenger RNA of Schizosaccharomyces cryophilus OY26, 764 nucleotides long. Its product is annotated as 40S ribosomal protein S13. NCBI's taxonomy places the organism in Eukaryota, Fungi, Ascomycota, Schizosaccharomycetes, Schizosaccharomycetales, Schizosaccharomycetaceae. Bases 121 to 576 code for a protein of 151 amino acids. The record is from RefSeq and is a predicted model, not a curated record. The transcript is spliced from 4 exons. Gene Ontology annotation, molecular function: structural constituent of ribosome; small ribosomal subunit rRNA binding. Gene Ontology annotation, biological process: translation. Gene Ontology annotation, cellular component: ribosome; cytosolic small ribosomal subunit; nucleolus.
UACACUAAGGAACCAGUCACGCUGUAUAUGACAAGAAAGAAAAGAGGCAGAUUAACUUCUUUAGCACACACCUCUCACUCGCGUUGCACCUCAACCAGAAAACAACAAAUUUAAGUCAAAAUGGGUCGUAUGCAUAGUAAUGGAAAGGGUAUUGCCUCUUCUGCUUUACCCUAUGUUCGUUCUCCUCCUGCUUGGUGCAAGGCUGAUGCCGAAUCUGUUGUCGAUCAGAUUGUCAAGUUCUCCAAGAAGGGUAUGUCCCCUUCUCAAAUUGGUGUGACUCUCCGUGACUCUCAUGGAAUCCCUCAAGUUCGCUUCAUUACUGGUCAAAAGAUCAUGCGUAUCUUGAAGGCUAAUGGUCUUGCUCCUGAGCUCCCCGAGGAUCUCUACAAUCUUAUCAAGAAGGCUGUUACCGUCCGUAAGCACUUGGAGCGUAACCGUAAGGACAAGGACUCCAAGUUCCGCUUGAUUCUCAUCGAGUCUCGUAUCCACCGUCUUGCCCGUUACUACCGCAAGGUCGGUGCUCUUCCUCCUACCUGGAAGUACGAGUCUGCCACUGCUUCUGCUUUGGUUGCUUAAGCUUAUCGGCGUACGGCGAAGUGAAUUCUUGGUUGAAAUUUGCUUUUGGGCUUCAAAAUAAGAUUGUUUCAUAAAAAUUCUGCAGAUUGUAAGCCGUGCUUGGUAACAGUAAGUAUUAUUCGAAUAGAUCGUAAAUAAAGAGUAAUGCAAACUCAAUGUUAAAGUAUAAAUAGAAUGAACCAUUACAC